AUUAAAAUUGAAAAUUUAAAAAAGGAAUUCAAGAACAUAAUUGAACAUGUUAUUGCUACAGGGAAAAAUGUGAAAAAUUGUGUUAAGGAAGAUAAAAACGCGAUAGAAACCUUAUUGAAGGAAAUAAUUAUUAAUGUUACAACUUGCAUAUCAAAUAAUAUGAAGCUCAUGGCCAACAUAGAGAUAUCGCACAAUUCAAAUGACAUCGACGACUCAAUAUUGUUAAAUUCAGUUCAAAAUAAAAUAAAAACGAGCUUAGUAACAUGUGGAGAGAACAGUGAUCAAUGUUUGAAUAACGUGAAAGAAGAAAUCCUUGCCGACAUAGAUCUCGCAACUUGGAAUGUUUCGCAAAAGGCUUUUCAAGUUAGAACGGCUGUUGACAACGGUCUAGAGAUCGUCGUUUCUUGUGUUACUGAAGGUCUCACGAUGGCGUCAACAGCGAUAGCAAACGAAACUAUCCAGAUUAUCCAAUGCGUUAAAAACAAAGAAUAAAGAGUUAGGUACACACAUAUGACUUAACCAUAACGAUAUAUAUGUAUAUCAUAAAAAGAAAAAAAGCCGUACUAGAAAAUGGCGACUAUUAUAAUCUAUAAUAAAGAAUGUUGUAUAAUUGAUACUUGUCAUUUAUAAAAUACAGA
Vanessa atalanta (red admiral) is the source of this 638-nucleotide messenger RNA. RefSeq lists its product as uncharacterized. The transcript is spliced from 3 exons. The record is from RefSeq and is a predicted model, not a curated record. NCBI's taxonomy places the organism in Eukaryota, Metazoa, Arthropoda, Insecta, Lepidoptera, Nymphalidae. The coding region runs from base 160 to 492 and encodes 110 amino acids.